Camelina sativa (false flax) is the source of this 1818-nucleotide messenger RNA. The record is from RefSeq and is a predicted model, not a curated record. NCBI's taxonomy places the organism in Eukaryota, Viridiplantae, Streptophyta, Magnoliopsida, Brassicales, Brassicaceae.
AUGCAUUCCUGGUUUGAUGAGUUUAACGAGAUGAUGGUGGUGGUUGUGGAGGAAUCAUACGUGACGGAGGAAUCAUACGUGACGGUUCAUGGUUCUUGCUCGGUGGUGGUGGAGGAAUCAGACGUGACAGGCCAUGGUAAGCGAGAGCUCAAAGAUGAUGUUCUGGAGACUAAUCCGAUUCUGAAGAAACAUAAGGAAAUAUCCGAGGAGGAGGAGAAGGAGAAGGAGACAACGGGAGUAUUUGCUGAUGAUAGUCUCCAGCAGCAGAUCAAAGGAAGGCUCGAGUUGUUGGUGGAGACAAACUCUGAUCAGGCUAAUAAUUUAAUUCCAGUGAAGGAGGAGGAGGAGGAGGAGGAGGAGGAGGAGAUUGUGGAAAGACUUGAUGAAACUGACGGUUUCUUAAAGUCAUCAGUUGCAUCAGUAAGCAAAAGGACGCUCUUUGUUGACCAUCUCGCUGUCGGUCUUGGAAUUUCAAAUAUUAUGAAUUUCUUCAAAGAUUUUGGACAAGUGGUUAGUGUUCAACUUACUUUAAACCACGAGGGUAAGCGUACUUCCAGUGGCUUUAUUGAGUUAGCUUCUGCUAACGAAGCAAAGAAGACAGUUGCAAGAAUAAGAAAGACGCUCUUUGUUGCCAAUCUCUCUCCCCAAACUAAAUUAUCACAUAUCAUCAAAUUUUUCCAAGAUGUUGGAAAAGUUGUUAGUGUUCGACUUAUUGUAAACCCCGAGGGUAAGCAUGUGGGCUAUGGUUUUGUUGAGUUUGCUUCUCCUUGCGUAGCAAAGAAGGCGCUGGAAGAGAAGAAUGGUGAAUAUUUGCACGAUCAUAGGAUUUUUCUUGAUGUGGCUAAGACAGCUCUAUACUCUCCACAAUCCAAGUACAACCUUGUAGAGAAGCUUUGGUACGAAGACUACCUUCUACGAGAAAGCCGUCUGGUAGUAGAAGAUGAGACACUGGAAGGACUUGAUGAAACUCACAUUUUUGCAGUUGCUGUAAGAAAGAAGACGCUCCGUGUUUCCCAAUUCCCUAACCAAGCUAAAAUAUCAGAUAUCAUCAAUUUCUUCAAAGAUGUGGCAACAAUUGUUCAUGUCCGACUUGCUGUAAACCACAAGGGCAAGCAAUUAUUUCACUAUGCCUUUGUUGAGUUUGCUUCCGCUAAUGAUGCAAACAAGGCGCUGGAAAAGGAUGGUGAAUAUUUGCUCAAUCGCAAGAUUGAUGUAGAUGUGGCUAAGGCAGCUCCAUACUCUCUACGACCCAAGUAUUGCAUAGAUUACAAGGUUUGGUAUGAAGACUACCUUCAACGAGAAGGCCUUCUGAUAGAAGAAGAUGAGGCAGUGGAAGGACUUGAUGAAACUCCCAGUUUUGUUGAGGAAGUUGCCGUAAGAAAAAAGACGCUCUAUAUUGCCAAUCUCCCUCCGAAAUUUAAAAUACAUUACAGCAUCAAUUUCUUUAAAGAUGUUGCAGAAGUUUUUAGUGUUCGGCUUAUUGUAAACCACAUGGGUAAGCAUGUGGGCUGUGGCUUUGUUGAGUUUGCUUCUGCUAACCAAGCAAAGAAGGCACUGCAAAAGAAAAACCUAGGAAGAUUGCAGAGUCAUUGUGUUUUUCUUGACGUGGCUGAGAUAGCUCCAUACCCUCUCCGACCCAAGUACGACCUUGCAGAGAAGCUUUGGAACGAAGAUUAUCAUCGACGAGAAAGCCUUAUGAUAGAAGAAGAUGAUUUGGAUACCAAACCCAAUAGGAAAAUGAAGCUCUUUGGUGUUUACAAGCAGGCAAUCUUGGGCUUAUCUUGCGGUAAGAAGAUUACCUUCUCUUACGACAAGUGA